GGUUAUUGAGUACGUGCAGCCGUCACUCAUCACGUAGAGCUGCUUAUUCCACCCCUGCUCCGAUUUGGCUCCGCCUCCCGUCUAGUGCUGUAUGACAGGGAGCGCGUGGACAUCCUCUGACUUGGCAGCGUAGCAGCGUACAACUUUAAAUGUGUUUUUGCAUAUGUUGGUAAAAUGUUUGCUCUCAAAAGCAGAAUAUACUGCAGUCUGAAAUUUGCGAAAUUUUGCCAAAGCAGGAAUUUUAGAGUGGGAAAAGCAACUUUGGACAGUGUCAACCUGAAGGGUCGCAGCUUUCUAACACUUAAAGACUAUAAUGCAGAAGAAAUCAAACAUAUCCUGUGGGUUUCUGCUGACUUAAAACAUCGAAUAAAACACAGAGGAGAGCAUCUUCCAUUACUUCAAGGCAAAUCUAUUGCCAUGAUAUUUGAGAAGAGGAGCACUAGGACCCGCAUGUCCACUGAAACAGGAUUCUCUCUGUUGGGUGGUCAUCCAUGUUUCCUCACGCCUCAGGAUAUUCAUCUAGGGGUCAAUGAAUGCACCACAGACACGGCCAGGGUUCUUUCAGGUUUGGCAGACAUCGUACUGGCUCGGGUGUAUAAUCACUCAUCUCUGGAGCACCUGGAUAAAGACACUUCUAUACCAGUCAUCAAUGGUCUCUCUAACCUUUACCACCCUAUACAGAUUCUGGCUGACCUGCUAACACUACAGGAGCACUAUGGCUCAUUAAAAGGCCGUACAUUGACUUGGAUAGGAGAUGGAAACAACGUUCUUCACUCCUUCAUGAUGUCAUUGGCUAAACUAGGUGUCAGUCUAAAAGUGGCCACACCCAAGGGUUAUGAGCCAGAUGCUACUGUCACUGAAGAGGCUCAGCGUCUGUCGAAGCAGUUUGGUACCAGACUGCAGUUUGUGUCAGAUCCAGUGGAGGCAGCGCGGGACAGCAGUGUUCUGGUGACUGACACCUGGGUGAGCAUGGGACAAGAGGAGGAGAAGAAGAAGAGGCUGAAAGACUUCAGUGGCUACCAGAUCACCAUGCAGACAGGAAGUGGAGCUGCACCUGACUGGACAUUUCUGCAUUGUCUUCCACGUAAACCAGAGGAAGUGGACGAUGAAGUUUUCUACUCGCCUCGUUCACUUGUGUUCCAAGAGGCCGAGAACCGAAAGUGGACCAUUAUGGGUUUAAUGGUGUGCAUCCUCACAGACUAUAGGCCACAAAUUCCCAAACUCAAGUUGUAAAGAAUAGGGGGAAAUAAAUCCUAACAACAAAGUACGGUAAUAUAUACAUCUGUUUUUGUCAAAUAAAAUGAGUAACUAACA
Messenger RNA from Danio aesculapii, 1314 nucleotides. It is a transcript of the gene otc, whose product is annotated as ornithine transcarbamylase. The record is from RefSeq and is a predicted model, not a curated record. Gene Ontology annotation, biological process: L-citrulline biosynthetic process. NCBI's taxonomy places the organism in Eukaryota, Metazoa, Chordata, Actinopteri, Cypriniformes, Danionidae. The transcript has 10 exons. Bases 175 to 1233 code for a protein of 352 amino acids. Gene Ontology annotation, molecular function: amino acid binding; ornithine carbamoyltransferase activity. Gene Ontology annotation, cellular component: mitochondrion.